Bursaphelenchus xylophilus (pine wood nematode) is the source of this 1726-nucleotide messenger RNA. NCBI's taxonomy places the organism in Eukaryota, Metazoa, Nematoda, Chromadorea, Rhabditida, Aphelenchoididae. The record is from the annotation of a GenBank genome assembly.
AUGUUUUUGAUUCUUUUCUUGGUCGUUGGUCUCGUCCAGAGCUACAGUUCCUCGGAAUCAUCGGAAAGUAAUGAAUUCGAGGACUUUGUUCUGGACAAAGAGACCUUCAGAAUCGAGGAUUACCUUAAGUCGAAGAUCCCGGAGGCUGCCCAGUUCUUGAAAGGACAAUCUCUCGUUGAUUAUGUGAACAGACGUCAGAAUCUGUGGAAGGUAACUAGGGUUAAUUUAUUUCGGGUUGAUUAUUUUGCGCCCUCACUUGCAUAUUCUUAGUCCAAACUUCAUCCAAAAUUCGAAACCUACAGCGAAGAAGUCAGAUAUGGAUUGAUGGGUGUGAAUCAUGUCAAGAAUUCGAUGAGGGCCAAGAAAACUCUGGCCGAAUCCCGUUUCAUGGAUGUCCAGAUUCCAGCUCAAUUUGAUUCGAGGACCAAUUGGCCAGACUGUCCGUCGAUUCGGGCCAUCCGUGAUCAGUCAUCUUGUGGAAGCUGCUGGGCCUUUGGAGCUGUGGAAGCCAUCUCUGAUCGUAUUUGUGUUGCUUCCAAGGGACGACAGAGACCCCUUAUCUCAGCCGCCGAUCUUCUUAGCUGCUGCAAAGCCUGUGGUUAUGGGUAGGAUGGCUGUAAAAAAAUUUAAUUUAUUGGGCCAGGCCUUAAAAGGAAUACUUUUGUUUUAGAUGCAACGGAGGGGAGCCCUUCCAAGCUUGGGAAUUCUGGGUAAGUGAUGGAUUGGUCACUGGCUCGGAUUAUGACACUCAUAUUGGCUGUCGGACCUAUCCUUUCCCUCCUUGUGAACAUCACAGUAACCAUACAGGACGUCCCCAAUGCAAAAAGGAACUUUACCCAACUCCACAGUGUGUUAAGCAUUGCGAUGACAACAGAAAAUCUUACGCUGAGGACAAGUAUUACGGUAUGAGAGCUCCCUUCGUAUCACACGUCCAUCUGUCUUCCGUGAUAAUGACAAGUUUUAUCUAGGAGAGAAAGCGUACGCUGUCGACUCGAAGGUAGAAUCCAUUCAGAAGGAAUUGAUGGCUCAUGGACCUCUUGAAGUUUCUUUCGAAGUAUACACUGACUUCUUGACCUACGCCGGAGGAGUUUAUGUUCAUCAAGGAGGACAUCUGGGAGGAGGUCAUGCUGUCAAGUUGAUUGGAUGGGGUGAAGAAAACAAUGUUCCUUACUGGAUUGUGGCCAACUCAUGGAAUACAGAUUGUAAGACAUUAUGAACAGGGUGUCCAGAGAAGUUUUUGUCGAUUUCUUGGCGCCCAGCCAAGGCAUCCAAAAAUUUCUUUUUGUAGUCGAAAGAAGAUGGGCGGUUUUCUUCCUAAAAAUUUUUUUUCUCCGCCAAGGCGGAAAGUAAUGUAUUCGGCGGAGUUUUGUUCGAUUCCUUUCACACCUAAACGCUUUAUUGUGAUGCUGAAACCACCGGAAAGUCUUUGAUUUUUUUUCAUGAUAGAUCAACAGUGAAAAAAUUGUUUAUUGUUAGGAAGAAAAGCGCCUAUUUUCAUCUUUCUACUGCAAUAAUUUUUGGAUAAAUUGAGGGCGAAAAAAUUGACGGAAACUUUCCGCGGAAUUUCUCUGGACACUCUGUAAUCGCUAGCAUUACAGGGGGAGAGAACGGGUUCUUCAGAAUCCUUCGUGGGGUUGAUGAAUGCGGAAUCGAGAGUGGAGUGGUUGGGGGAAUCCCAAAACUCAAUCAAAACAACAAGACCAAAAAACAUUAUGAUAUCUUCUAA